Neogale vison (American mink) is the source of this 4489-nucleotide messenger RNA. It is a transcript of the gene ACP3, whose product is annotated as acid phosphatase 3. Gene Ontology annotation, cellular component: lysosome; plasma membrane. The transcript has 11 exons. Bases 58 to 1311 code for a protein of 417 amino acids. Gene Ontology annotation, biological process: dephosphorylation; lysosome organization. The record is from RefSeq and is a predicted model, not a curated record. Gene Ontology annotation, molecular function: acid phosphatase activity. NCBI's taxonomy places the organism in Eukaryota, Metazoa, Chordata, Mammalia, Carnivora, Mustelidae.
GACUUUUGCUCUGGAAACAGCACCUCGGAACUCCAGCCCGAGAAAGCACUCCCCAGUAUGAGGGCUGCCCUGCUCCCUGUGGCCAGGGCAGCAAGCCUUGGCCUUAGCUUCUGGCUUCUGCUCUCCUGGGUAGACCGAGGUGUGGUCGCCAAGGAGCUCAAGUUUGUGACUUUGGUAUUUAGGCAUGGAGACCGAAGUCCCAUUGAAACCUUCCCUAAUGACCCCAUUAAGGAAUCCUCAUGGCCCCAAGGAUUUGGCCAACUCACUCAGCUGGGCAUGGAGCAGCAUUAUGAACUUGGACAAUAUAUAAGGAAAAGAUAUAGAAAAUUUUUGAAUGAGUCCUACAAACCUGAACAGGUUUAUAUUCAAAGUACGGACAUUGAUCGGACUUUGAUGAGUGCUAUGACAAACCUUGCAGGCCUGUUUCCUCCAGAGGGUGUCAGUAUCUGGAAUCCCAGCCUACCCUGGCAGCCCAUCCCGGUGCACACGGUCUCUCUUUCUGAAGAUCGAUUGCUAUAUCUGCCUUUCCGGGACUGCCCGCGUUUUAAAGAACUUAAGGAGGAGACUCUCAAAUCAACAGAAUUCCAGGAGAGGCUGCAUCCUUAUAAGGAUUUUAUAGAAACCCUGCCAACAUUUACAGGAUACCAUACCCAGGACCUUUUUGGAAUGUGGACUAAAGUUUACGACCCUUUAUUUUGUGAGAGUAUUCACAAUUUCACUCUACCCUCGUGGGCCACAGAGGACACCAUGAUUAAGUUGAAAGAAUUAUCCGAAUUAUCUAUCCUGUCCAUCUAUGGAAUUCACAAGCAGAAAGAGAAAUCUAGACUGCAGGGGGGUGUCCUGGUCCGUGAGAUCCUCAAACACAUGAAGAGUGCAACUCAGCCAUUGAACCACAGAAAACUCGUCAUGUAUUCCGCACAUGACACUACCGUGAGUGGCCUACAGAUGGCACUAGAUGUUUACAAUGGAAUCCUUCCUCCCUAUGCUUCGUGCCACAUAAUGGAAUUGUAUCUUGAGAAGGGGGAGUACUUUGUAGAGAUGUACUACCGGAAUGAGACACAGCACGAGCCAUAUCCCCUCACGCUGCCAGGCUGCCUUCCCAGCUGUCCUCUGAUGGAGUUUGCUAAGCUGGUUGCUCCUGUGAUCCCCCAAGACUGGUCCACGGAGUGUACGACCACAAGCAAUGACCAAGUUCUAAGGGUCGUCCUUGCUGUUGCCUUUUGCCUGGUGUCUGGUGUCCUGGUGGUGCUGCUGUUUACCCUCCUCCGCCAUGGGCCCUGCUGGCACAGAGACCCCUAUCGGAACAUCUGAGCAGAUGGCUGGAUAAGGACGGACCCACCAGACCAGACUCCUGGGGUGCCUGAUCUCUCAGUGAUGCCUCAUUCAAAGGACAGGCUUUCAUGUGGCCAUCAUCCUGCCCACACCCUUCCCUUCGAAACUGUCUAGAACAGGGUCCAAACUCCAAGAGACCCAAGGACUAGAGAAUGAACCCACAAGUUACUUGGUUAGGUCUCCUGAUGGUUGCCCUCCUCAUAGCAGUGUGGGCUUCUUAUUCAGCUAGGAGGUCUUCUGCAAAGGAUGGUAGUCCUCUAGAUCUAGCAUGGAUGUCCAGAAAGAAAGAAAAAAUCGAACUCCAAUCAGCCUUUUGCCUGCAAAGAGCAAAAGGUUGCAAUGUGUGACAAAGACGUAUAUUAAAGAAGACUGGAUAAUGAGGACAAUUAAACUAGAAGUAGUAUAUGUAGGAUGAUUCUUAAGAAGUAAGACCCAAUUAGAAGGUAUAAAUGAAUCAUUUCUUCAGUUGUUAAGUAGAUUUAAUACAAAUAUGUACACACCCCUGAAAAGAAACUCCCGCCCAGUGUUUAGUAGCUAACAGAUUUCUGUGUGUGUAUAUGUGCUAACACACAUAACAUACACGUAGCUGUAUUGAAACUGCCUUCGGGAGAGGUAUUUCAUUUUCCGAACCCGUAAUAUCAACAACUGUAAUGGUAGCACAGGUCAUUUCCCCCACAACUUCUAUAAUGUGAAAAAAGUUAGAAAAUCCAGGCAGCCAUGUUUUUUUUGUUGUUUGUUUGUUUGUUUGUUUUUACCUCUACUGUCAUCAGACCUCGAUAUUUUUAUAGUUCCAAUUUCUUUGUUUCAUCUCAAACUAAGAGAUUUACUUUGAUGAGAACUCUUCAUGGCCAUGAUGAAAUACUAAUGUAUUUAAUCAUCACAAAUAGAUCUGAAUUUCUCAAGUGGCAUGGCAGAAAGAAAAGUGAGCUGAAGUUUGAUGACACCCUGGCACAUCUCCGUACUGGCUUCGGGCCAACAACUUGGAACAAGUUCUUUUAAGUCUUAAAACUUGGCUUCAUAAUCUAAAAAAUGAAGAGUCUAGACUAGAUGAAUGAACAUAGAAGUAACAUCUAGUUCUCAUGUUCUGUGAACAAUUUGUUUUUCAUUUCAUGCUGGGGAUUCGUCAUUGUCCAAGCAAGCACUUUCAUGAUUGAUACCAUUGCAUUUAGCCUGAAAUGGAUUCUAAGCCAUCUUAUCCCAUGCUGACACUUUAACCAUCUAGUUGGUGGGAAAUUCAGUGUCAUUCAUUGGUAGGACUCUUCACCUUCUCAGGUAUUACUAAAGGUCCCAGAAUGUAAUUGGUGGGAAGAGUUGGAUAAGAAUCCUCUAGGCUACUGUCCACACUGGUCUCCAGUAAACACACUGUCCAUUCCCACAUGGUCUCCUGAAGGUAGGCAGAGGACAUCUGUGCAUGGCCUCCAAGGCCAUACACUUGGACUUUGCCAUCCUGGCAUUGUCCAGUCCCCUCCCUGGGAUGAUACCUAUAAACCAGAAACUCUCCUAGAACCCUGCCCCAUCUCUUAGUCUAGGAAUCUUCCCCUCCUCUUGGAUUCCACAGCUUUCUCCUGUAAACUUCAAGCGCUUACCUCUAUCACUUUCUACAUAAUUCCUACUGAGCCAAGACUAUUAGUGGGGGGGGGAGCCUGAGAAGGAGGGAGUUGUAUUCUCUUGCCUGGCAACUGCUGCUUCCUCCUGCAACACAAAAGGCAUGUAGGCAAAGAAAUGCAAGAUCCAGCUUCAUCCUCAACCUGGGAAGGGGAAAAACAUCUAUAGGUGCAAGAACAAAGGACAAAUUACCAUCUCUGUAAAGUAGCCUGCCAUUUAGUAAUGAGACCAUAACAUCUUAUGCUAAUACGUAAUGAGAUUUGAAAAUAGAAGUAGAACAUAGAACCAUAAGUCAUGGAUUUUUUUCACUUAUUUAACAAACAUUGAUAGAGGACCUAUUUGCUAAUCACUGGCUUAAAUGCUAAAUUGUCCAUCCUUAAUCUGACUGCCAAGGUGUUUGCUGCAACAACAGCCUUAUAUAGGGUUGAUAGAAUAUAAAAGUAAAAGUUUUCACCACCUUUCCCUAAUAUCAUCUUUUAAUACUGUCAGUGGCUAAAAGGACCCCUACUUUCUAUUGUUUCUGGAUUCUUUUUUAAUAUCCCUCAUUUUUCUUCUUUUACCAUCUCUUGAUUAUUGUAAAGAAAGCUUUCACGCCUGGCUUGGUUAUUUCUUUUACCUUCCACAGAGCUGCUCUGUUGAUAAACACUGUCAUUGUUUUUCAUAGUUAAUGGCAGAGUGAAAAACACAAAUGACAAAUGAUCUAUAGUGACAAAGCUGGCAACACAAAUCCACUGUACCAUUCCUCAGGAAAUAAGCUAAUUAUCUGUCUUUAACAGAAAAAUAUUCAAAUUCCCUCUAUCGAUAAAAGUAACCUUUUCAGAUGGAUCAGAGAAGCUCAGUAGACAUAAGGAUAAUAUUGUUUGAAAGAUAACUGCUAGGAUUGAGAUAACUUCUGCUCUGAAAUGUGUUGCCCACUUUGAAUGGGAAAUUUGAAUUGGUAUAGAGGUCUUGGAACAGGAUGAGAGUAAUGUAAUCAUUACCACAUCACUUGAGGGAAAUGUCCUAAAAAAAUAAAAUUCUAAGUAAGAUGUACACAGAGAAUUCCUAGCUAGAAUGGCAUUAUGUAAAGAAGUAUUAAGAGAAUAUGAUUAUAUAAAAAGAAUAAUUUAUGGUAUUAGAAGAGUACAACCCUUAGAGGCAAACAUUUUAUUGGAAGUCAUUCAACCAACAGAAUUUUUUAUAUCAGGACUCGCAUUGCUUCUCCCUGAAUUCAAUCGUGUUCCCUAUUCUCCCAGCUUCCUGUUCUCGAGCCAUCUUGUCCUAAUAUUACUAGCAUUGAUCCUUUCUUCAUUGCCAGGGGAGUUUCUUGGCAAGUGAAAGCCAAAAUGAGUUUUCUCCUUCAGAACUCUCUUUAUACAAACCCCAUUGAGUAGUAAUGAACAUGUGCUACAUUUUGGUGCUUUAGACCAGGGCUGUCUAACAGAAACAUAAUACAAGCCACAAAUAAGGACCCCAUAUGGGAUUUAAAAUUUUCUAAUAGCUACAUUAUAAAAAGGUAAAAAUCAAUAUAAGAUUUAUUCUAAUAAAAUUUAACCCAGUGUUUCGCAAAAAA